Molecule: messenger RNA, 596 nt
Organism: Rhagoletis zephyria (snowberry fruit fly)
Lineage: Eukaryota; Metazoa; Arthropoda; Insecta; Diptera; Tephritidae
Product: surfeit locus protein 1-like
Biological process (GO): mitochondrial respiratory chain complex IV assembly
Cellular component (GO): membrane; mitochondrion
Source: RefSeq, a predicted model, not a curated record
UCUGACCAAUCUCCAGGAGCAGGAGUACCUGAAGGUCCGCCUGACGGGCUACUUUGACGCCAAGUCAGAGCCGAUCUUCAUCUUUCCUCGUCCUCUUCUAAAAGAGUCCUCAACCUCGAAUAAGCAACCCGAAUCAGGCGGCGGCCUCUUCAGCAGCUCCAAUUCGAACAUUGGCGCCCAGCUCGUGCUGCCCUUUGUUGUAACAGAAAGUCGUCUGGUGGAAGCGUACAACCAGCUGCUGCUCGACUCGGGCCGCGAAGACCUACUGAUCGACAACAGCAACGGCAACAAACAACAGCCGAUGCGAAUUCUGGUGAACGUCGGCUGGGUGCCGCGAGAGACGAUGGACCGGGUGAACCGCUCGUACUACGGCACCAAGAACAACUCCAGCAGCCCACAGUCAGCUUACAAUCAGGAGAUUGAGCUGAUUGGCGUCAUUCGCAAGACGGAAAAGCGAGAGCCCUUCACGGCGAAGAAGGACACCGGCCAUGGCUACGUCAGCCGGCGGGACAUCAGCAAGAUCUCCGAGGCGCUCGACACGACGCCCAUCUUCCUGGACGCCUACCAGUCCUAUCCGAUCUCGCUCGCCUACCACG